AUGAGCGACGUGGAAGAUUUGGAAAUUAUCGAAGCUGGAGAAGUUUUGGAAGCUAUGAAAGCUUCGGAAGCUGUGGGAGAUGCGAGAACUGUGGAGAAUGAAGAGGGUGCUGCGGAAACUGUGGGAGCUGUGCAAAAAUUGGAGACUGUGCAAGCUGUGAAUCAAGAAGAUAUGGAGGGUUCAGAUGAUUCGGAUGAUUCGGAAGAUUCUGAAGAUUCGGAUAUGGAGAUUGCAAAAACUGUCGUAGCAAAGGAAACUGUGAAAGCUUUGGAAGUUAAGAAACCUGUACAAGAUUCGGGAAUUGUGAAAACUAUGAAAGGUGAAGAAACUGUGGUAACUGUGGCAAUUGGGCAAAAAUUGGAGACAUCAAAAACUGUGCAAGCUGUUAAUCAAGAAGAUAUGGAAGAUUCAGAUAGUUCGGAGGACUCAGAUGAUUCUGAAGAUUCGGACAACUCAGAUGACUCAGAUACAUCAGAUGAUGAGGAAGAUGUAGAAGAUGAGAAACCCGGGAAGGAGAAUAAAAAAACGCUCACAGGAGAAUCACUCAUUGAUAAACUUUUUGAUGGAUUGAAUGAUGAAGAUUAUGAGAAAAAAUAUGAGGCUCAGCAACUUAUCUUUAUGUAUGUUAAACUUUUGAAUAAUCAUGAAGAAGUUGUACCAAAACUGGUUGAUAUGCUCAAAGCGAGACCGCUCACUUAUAGUGAAAUAUAUGUACUUGUUGAGUGUAUCGUUGAAAUUUACCAAUACUUGGACAUUGAUCCUGUUAAUUUUUUCAUGGAAGAAAUGUUUGACAAAACUCCAAUGGUUAGCACUACAAGACAUAUGAUUCUUCUCAUUCUCACCAAUUUUGGUGUUGAAGACAUUCCUGACACUUUAUUGGAAAGAGCAGAAGAAGAAAAAGAUGGAAGAAAGACAUUGAUUUAUUUAAAAUACCUUGACGAAUUCGGAUUCAGUUCAUAUGCAGAUGACGAAGAAACACAGGCUAAAGAAGAAGAAGAAUUCAAGAAAGAUGUUGCUAAUAUUUAUCUUCGAGUACUGGAGACACAUUUUGGAGAUCCGGUUUUGAUUGCACAACUUGACGAAUUAAGCUUUUUUGAUUUUUAUACAUUUGCAUCAGGAGCUUAUGACUACAUGAAGAAAAAUAGUGACAAAAAAGAAGAAGCUCAUUUCUAUGGAUGGUUUGGUAUGAAAAUAUUAUUAAUGGCUAGACGUAUCUUGAAUCGCAAUGAACCACAAAAUCUGAAAAUGGAAUUUCUUGCUAAAAAGGUUUGUUAAUUUUCAAUAUUUGUUUUUAUCACUAACAUAAAUACAUAUUUUGUUUCAGUAUCUCAAAAUAGUAGAUCAAUUUGAACUGAUGAAUGCCAUUGAUAAAAUACGAGAGGAAAAAAUUCUGACAAACAAUGAAAUAUGGUCGGUUUGUAAAGAAAUCUACGACCAGAAUGCGCCAACAAAUUCUAUCUGUAAGACAGCAUUGCAGUUCUUGCUAACUGUUUACGCGACUUGUCAUCAUGCUGAUCUGAUGUCCUAUGGACAUCCAGACGAAUUGGAAUAUUGA
Molecule: messenger RNA, 1555 nt
Organism: Caenorhabditis angaria
Lineage: Eukaryota; Metazoa; Nematoda; Chromadorea; Rhabditida; Rhabditidae
Source: the annotation of a GenBank genome assembly